Theobroma umbraticum is the source of this 864-nucleotide messenger RNA. RefSeq names its product endonuclease 2 (gene ENDO2). Gene Ontology annotation, biological process: DNA catabolic process. Gene Ontology annotation, molecular function: nucleic acid binding; endonuclease activity. The record is from RefSeq and is a predicted model, not a curated record. NCBI's taxonomy places the organism in Eukaryota, Viridiplantae, Streptophyta, Magnoliopsida, Malvales, Malvaceae.
AUGGAGGGCUGUAGAAUGCAGUUAUUAGCUUUCUUCUCUUGGAUGCUUAUUACGCCUCCAGCAAUAUAUGGUUGGGGUACUGAUGGCCAUGCCAUAGUUUGUAGAAUUGCUCAGCCUCGCUUGAGUGAAGCAGCAGCAGAUGCUGUGAAGCAACUUUUGCCCAAAUUUGCAGAAGAUGACCUUGGAAGUGUGUGUUCAUGGGCAGAUCAAGUUAAGUUCCGUUACCGCUGGUCAUCUGCUCUUCAUUUCAUAAACACCCCUGAUACUUGCACUUACCAGUACCAAAGGGACUGCAAAGAUGAAGAAGGAGAAAAGGGAAGGUGUGUUGCUGGGGCUAUUAACAAUUACACCUCCCAGCUUCUUAGCUACAACUCUGCUGCAAGUAGAGCUGAAUAUAACCUUACGGAAGCACUUCUCUUCCUUUCUCAUUUUAUGGGAGACAUCCAUCAGCCUUUACAUGUUGGUUUCGCAUCAGACGAGGGAGGCAACACAAUUGAUGUCCACUGGUAUACAAGAAAAGAAGUUCUUCACCAUGUAUGGGAUAGCAAUAUAAUUGAGACAGCGGAGGAAAGGUUCUAUGAUUCAAAUGUAGAUGCCAUGAUUGAUGCAAUUCAACAAAACAUCACGAUUGAAUGGGUAGAUCAAGUGAAAAGAUGGGAGACCUGCAGUCUCAAUAAGACAGCAUGCCCUGACAUAUAUGCAUCUGAAGGUAUCAAAGCGGCUUGUGAUUGGGCAUAUAAAGGUAUCACGGAAGGGUCAGUACUUGAAGAUGACUAUUUUCUCUCCCGAUUACCAAUUGUUAACUGGAGAUUAGCUCAGGGGGGAGUGCGAUUGGCAGCCACUCUCAACCGUAUCUUUGGGUGA